This is a messenger RNA of Neoarius graeffei (lesser salmon catfish), 3232 nucleotides long. RefSeq names its product major facilitator superfamily domain containing 6b (gene mfsd6b). NCBI's taxonomy places the organism in Eukaryota, Metazoa, Chordata, Actinopteri, Siluriformes, Ariidae. The transcript is spliced from 7 exons. Gene Ontology annotation, biological process: antigen processing and presentation of exogenous peptide antigen via MHC class I. Bases 229 to 2535 code for a protein of 768 amino acids. The record is from RefSeq and is a predicted model, not a curated record. Gene Ontology annotation, cellular component: plasma membrane.
CUCCCUCUCUCGCGCGCGCGCACAUCUGUACUGGGCUGCUGUGUGGUUUCUGGGCUGCUGUGUGGUUUCUGGGCAUUAGCCUCCUGACUCUGGAGAUGUUUAGGAGCUGUGUGUAUCCUGUGCGCACGCGCAGAGACACGUGAUGGAUGAAAGAGUUUAUUCUUCUUCUUGUGUUGAUGAGAAGAGGAGAAGGUCUUAGCAGGAACUUCAGAGGAACAUUACAGAGAGAUGGCGAGCGAUCGUAUGGCCAUCCUGACUGACGAUGAGGAGGAACAGAAGAGGAAAUAUGUCCUGGCUGAGCCGUUUAAUACCUUGUCACUGGGGACAGCAAACAGCACUCCAUCUAGUCAAACACCAUCAACUACCUCCAUCGACUCCCUGCCCCCGCCAUCCUCUUCCAGUACAGACUGCCUGGAGCGGAUCUGCCUAAGGAUAGAUGAGCGCCUCCUGAUCGCCAAGAUCUUCUACUUCUUUUUCUAUGCUGCAUACGGUUCCCUGCACCCGCUCCUGGCUGUCUACUACAAGCAGCUGGGCAUGACACCGAGCCAGAGUGGCCUCCUGGUGGGGAUCCGCUACUUCAUCGAGUUCUGCAGCGCGCCAUUUUGGGGUGUAGUAGCUGACCGCUUCAACAAGGGCAAGGCUGUCCUGCUGUUCUCCGUUUUCUGCUGGGUGGUGUUCAACUGUGGUAUCGGCUUCGUCAAGCCAGCAGACAUGACUUGUGUAGCGCAUGAAUCAGAAAAUGCAACAACUCCAAAUCCCUCAGGAAACCACACCAGAAACCGCCGAUACCUCAUAGGGGAUUUGUUCGGCAUGCCAUCAACAUUUCAGACUUUGUCUGGAGAUGAUGGCUCUCUUACUCGAGUUGUAAGAAGUGAUAACACAAGCACUACAUUUACGCCUAAACAUUACACUAUAACUUACAAUAAAAGCCAAGUGGAGACCAUCUUCCUCGUGAUUCUGCUGGUGAUCAUCAUUGGGGAGUUCUUCAGCACACCAGCAGUGACCAUCGUUGACACCAUGACCCUGCAGUACCUGGGAAGGCAGCGUGACCGCUACGGCCUCCAAAGGAUGUGGGGUUCUCUAGGUUGGGGUAUAGCCAUGCUAUCUGUAGGCAUCUGGAUCUCCCACACACACAUCACCCUGAUCAUCCAGGGGUCUGGCUGCACCUUGCCGGACUACAAGAACUAUCAGAUUGCCUUUAUCAUCUUUGGCGUGCUGAUGACUGUUGCCCUUAUCAUUGCCACGCAGUUCCGAUUUGACUCCAAGUCUGGAGCUGAUCCACCAGAACCGGAUGUGAAACAGCCGGUGGAAAUCCCUCAUGUGGUCCAGAACACAUCUGAGUCCAGCUUGGAGGAAGUCCCGGUGUGUCCCAGGUCUAACAACCGUCCCACAUUUCCAUUCAAGGAAAUGAUGCGUCUGCUGUGUGGGAUCCGUUACAGCUCGGUGCUCUUCGUGGCCUGGUUCAUGGGCUUUGGCUACGGCUUCGUAUUCACAUUCCUGUACUGGCACCUGGAGGACCUGAAAGGGACCACCACGCUGUUCGGGGUAUGCUCUGUGCUCAGCCAUACCUCCGAGCUCGCCGCCUACUUCAUUAGCCACAAACUCAUCGAACUUGUCGGCCACAUCAGAGUGCUGUACAUCGGCUUGGCCUGUAACACCAUACGCUACCUGUACAUCUCCUACCUGGAGAACGCUUGGGUCGUUCUGCCCAUGGAGGUCCUACAAGGUCUGACCCACGCGUCCGUGUGGGCGGCGUGUAUCUCGUACCUGAGUGCGGCGGUCCCCCCGGCUCUGAGGACGUCUGCGCAGGGAAUCUUGCAGGGCGUCCACCUGGGACUGGGGCGUGGCUGUGGCGCCAUGAUCGGAGGAGUGCUCGUCAACUACUUCGGUGUGGCUGAAACGUUCAGAGGUUUAGGAAUGGCGUCUCUCAUCAUCCUGCUCAUCUUCGCCCUCAUCCAGAGCCUCAUCGGGCCGAGCGAUGACCGGCGAGACACGAUGGUGGCUGAGAACAUUCCGGUACCUUCCAGUCCUGUUCCCAUCGCCACCAUCGACUUGGUGCAGAGCCAGAGGCAACCGGAGAUGAGGGUCGAGAUGAACAACACCAACCCCGCUGCAGCUCCCACUGCCAAGAAGACCAAGUUCCAGGAAGAGCAGGAGGAUGUGAACAAGCCAGCGUGGGUGGUGUCCACUUCUUCUCCAUGGGUCACCAUGUCCUAUGUCUUUUACCAGAUCAAAGACAUGGCAUCCAGUAUCAGGAGCAACCUUCCAGCAGGAGAGCCCUGCCCACAGGGGGUGUGUCCAAAAGCCAAUAAUAAAGAGAGUGGCGAGCAGGUGUCUGCAGCACCACCUGCUGGAGAACCUCCUCAAGGUCCUUCCAGCAGUGCUCCAGAGCAGAUCUCUUCACCUGCUCCUCCUGAACAGCCCGUCUCCGAUCCCACAGACUCAGGAGAAUCAUCAGAAGAUCCACAGCUUUCUGCCAAAGAGCCUGAGCCUACACCCACCCCAGACUCGCCUCCGGACCCCCCUGAUCCAUGAGCCCUGGAACUCAACAACACAAAAACUGCUUUUUAACUAUUUUAUAAUGUAAAUAUGGAGUACUGUGCGAAGGUCUAAACUGCACCCAUUAAACCCUGCUGUGUUUCUCGUCUCAUAUCGGAACACAGACACACAACAUUCUCCAGAAAUCUCACACACUGACCAUCAGGCUGCUUUCACACUUGACAUCAACCAACACCGUGUUUCAUUAUGCAGUGUUCAGAAAGAGACAGGAGAUCCUCGUGCACAACAGUGAGCACUGAAAAGAAGAUGGAUGGCCAACCCUGCGGCGUUUGUGGUGCGACGUUUCUUCAGUUCCCCGCUCAACUUCAACCUGAGAUCGCAUCCCAGUUACUGUUUGACACACAAAAAUGGAAGAAUAACUGAUAACUAUGGUUUUAUCUUGUCCUGUAUGUGUAUAGAAAUAUUAUGAAGAAGCGCAGAAGGAAGUAGCAGAGAUUGAUGUCUCCGAGUGUACGGAGUGAGUUCUGUUAGCUCACUUUGCUAAUAUUAACUUUUUAAAAAAUUAUCCAAUACGAAGCCGAUCACGGGCAGCACGGUGGUGUAGUGGUUAGCGCUGUCACCUCACAGCAAGAAGGUCCGGGUACGAGCCCCGUGGCCGGCGAGGGCCUUUCUGUGUGGAGUUUGCAUGUUCUCCCCGUGUCCGCGUGGGUUUCCUCCGGGUGCUCCGGUUUCC